Messenger RNA from Dimorphilus gyrociliatus, 13867 nucleotides. NCBI's taxonomy places the organism in Eukaryota, Metazoa, Annelida, Polychaeta, Dinophilidae. The record is from the annotation of a GenBank genome assembly.
UAUGUCGGAUAAGUCCAAGUCGGAUAUAUGGAAAAAAACUAAAAUUGCUGAUUCAUCCUUAUCAGCGAAUUUAUCAUCAAUGAGUGGUUUUAGAGGUAGCGGAAGACGUAAGACUAAUUUUUUAGUAUUGCAGCAAGAAUAUCUAAAAGAGCAGCAAUUAGCUCAAUUACUUAAAGAAAAGAGAAUAGCUGACUUGAGGCCUAUUCAUUAUCUUAUUCUAAAUGAUGUUUCACAAGUGUUUAAUAGCGAUCUUAAAUUUACUUUAGACUGCGUUAUGGAUACUUCAGAGCAAUUUCAACUGUUUGAAUCUUUCGUCGGUGAAUUUGGAAGGAAUUCUUUAAUGUUUUUCCGACAAUUCGUUAAGAAUCAGCAACGGAUUUUUAUCGCUGAUGGUACAAGAGAAGAGUUUUCUGGUCAAUGUAUUAUAUUCCUUAAGAAUAAUCCGCAAAUACAGUUAGAAGAAGAGAAUUUUUACGAUAUUGUAAAUAUGUGUCAAAUGGAUAAUUCCUUACCUUCGAAUACUGUAUUAAUGUCUGCUGUUGAACCUCUUAGAUUGGCUAAUACCAAUGGAGACGAAAAUGAACCCUGUCGCGUUUCCGCUUAUAAACCGGAAAUUAAAUCUGUAAAUCCACUGGAUUUUUUAGGUCAAAUUGACAAUUUUAUAUCGACUUUGACUGAUAUGGAAAAUAGUUUUAACGAAAGUGUUAAAUUGGAAAUUUCACAUGAAGAUGAAAUUAUAGACGGCUUUGAUAUCACUAAAUUAGACUAUCAAACUUCGGUAAAAUGUUCAAAUAAUACAGCAGUUAUAAAAAGAAUGGAAGUAAUCCUUAUGAAAUGGUUAAAAGUUAUAGAACAAACUCUUAUGACAACUAGACAAAUGAGGCGAGAAGCUGAUGAUUCUGGACCCUUAUCGGAAUUAGAACAUUGGCGUCAUUUAACCGUUAAAUUUCAUAUUUUAAUAGAUACACUUAAUAAACAACCAGUUAGCGGAUUAACAUUAUGUAUGUCGAUCAUAAAGCAUCCUUUAUUGAGAACCUGGAAAGAAGUUGAAAAUAAAGUAAUUAAUAUGGCUAAUGAAGCAAGGGACAACCUAAAGUUUCUAUAUACUUUAGAAAGUUGUUGUAAGCCAUUAUACGAAGAUACUCCUAUAGAAAUUAUUAAUCAUAUACCAAGUAUCAUUAAUACCAUACGGAUGAUAAAGGCUGUCUCUAUGUAUUACAACACUUCAGAAAGAGUUACAUCGUUGUUUGUCAAAAUAACUAAUCAAAUGAUUAAAGCUUGUCGAAAAUAUCUAACUAAUGGGCAACCUGGACAAAGGAUAUGGGAUUUUCCAACAGAUUUAGAAUUAAAAAGGAUAAAAGAUUGUCAUAAUCUUUAUCAAUCUUAUCAAGAUAUUUUUCACGAAGUUCAAGAAUCUAUUGUUUUAACUCCUGGCGAAAAAAAUUUAGAAAUAAGCGAAACGUAUAUUUUCGGUAAAUUCGAUUCAUUCUGUAAAAGAUUAGAUAAAGUUGGUGGCUUAUUGAAUUAUGUACGAACUUAUUCGACGCUUAAAUAUUCAAAAAUUGAAGGAAUUGAAUCGAUAUGGAAAAAAUUUGAAUCGAUUUUUAUUAAAAUGAAAAAUCAAGAUUACGAUCCUCUUGACUAUAAGAAUUUAUCAUUUGAUAAUGAUUGCAAUGAAUUUGAUCAUUUUGCUUAUGAUUUAGAAGCUCAACUGCAAAAUUUUAUGAAUAGUAAAUUUCAAUCAAUUGAUUGUAUGUUCCACUCUUGUACGCUUCUAAAGAGAUUUGAAGCUUUAAAUCUACCAAGAUUACCUAUCAAAGCCACUUAUAAACAUUUGUUUCUAUCUUUUGGACACGCAAUUGAAGGAUUUAUAAAUUAUUAUAAUAAGUUUAGAAACAAGCCGGAAUGUCCGUUUUUAUCAUCAUCUUUUGGAGGACGUAUUCUAUGGAGUAGGAAUUUAUUGAAACGAUUAGAGACGACGAUGAAAUUCUUCGAAUCCGAAAAAAGCGUCUUUUACGGUAAUGACAGUCAACGAUGCGUCGCCUGCUAUAAUCGUUUAAUAACUGCUUUAUGCCAAUAUGAAAAGCUUCAACACGAAGCAUGGAUUAAAUCAGUUGAGGAUAUUAAAAAUAAUCUUCAAAGUCCACUUCUCUAUAAAAUCACUGAUAAAGAUCAAUUAGUUCUCAAUUUUGAUUGGCACAUAAAGGAGACGAUAAAGGAAGGUGAACUAAUGAAAAAAUUGCAUAUGGAUAUACCAGAUGACGUCGUUCAACUUAUAUACGAAAAGAAAGAGAUAGAUGGUUAUUACCAUUCUUUAAAUCUAUUUAUAAACGAUUUAGAGAAUGUUAAAGCGAAUAUUCCAAAUAUCUUAAAGAGUAUUGUUAAACCUUUAUUUAAAAAAUUGGAUAUGAUAAUACAACCAGGUCUUACAACUUUAACCUGGUCCUCUAUUAGUAUUCAAUUAUUUGCCGAUAGAUGCCAACUACACUUAAACCAUCUGAAAGAAGUUUUAAAUCAAAUAUACGAUACAAAAAAAUACAGAAUAGAUGAUAUUCUUCAUAAAAUCUCCAAAACUAAAUUAUUAAUAUUCCCUGAGGAUCUUGAUUACGUAAUAGAUGAUACUAAUUAUAAUACAGUCAUUAAAUGGAGUUUAGACGAAUUUAAGACAAGAAUUAAAAGAGUUUGUCAACAUCAGGCUAAAAAUAUAGAUAAUUGGUUGGCUAUUGCCGAACAAGGCGUUAAAGAACUUAUCGAGAUAGUAACAUUAAAAUCGUUUGAUAAUUACGAAUCAUCUAUACAAUUAUUUAAAAAGAAAAGUCAAGAAGAUAGUACUUCUCUCGUUAAUAUAUUUGUUUCAGCAACAAGCUUGGAAGAUGUAGAGGGCGUUGAAAAGCUAGAUAUUCAACAGCGUAAUUGGGAUAAAUGCCAAGAAUUGUUUGAUAUUUACGGUUAUCAGGCCAGAGAGGCAUUUUUAACUUGUUUACGUGAAAACUUAGAGACGCUUAAAAAUAGAUUGUUACCCAUCAAAGAGAUGUCUAGUUCUAAAAAUAGAAAUUUUUCCGUUGCAAAAUUACAUCUAUUCUUAAAUUUACCGAACGUUAGACUAAAACCAACAUUAGAAGACUUUCAAUCUACCAUUAAUAGUAUUGUUUAUAGCAUAACAAGAACAUUACCCUCAACGAUAAUUCAAUGGGGAGAAAUUCGUCAAUUAGUCGUUUAUGCCGAAAAGGAACUGAUACAGCACGAAGAUCUAUUUUAUCGUUUUAUUAAAUCUCAGCAAGGAUACUCUUCAAAUUUACCGACAAGUUUGCAACAAAAAGUUAUACUUCCGGCCGAGGUUAAUGAGACUAAAAGCAUGUUAAAAACGGUUUUAGAGAGCAAAGAUUUAUCAAAACUAAGUUCACAAUUGAAGACAAUUGCUAGCUUAUAUAAAGAAGAGUUGGAUGAUAAGAUAAGGCAUUUAUCGUCUGAUAACUUUUUGUGGAUUGAAAAUCUUGAUGAUAGAACUGAAGGAUUUCUAGGAACAAGUAAAGGCUUGUACGAAUUUCUGGAUGAAUUAAAGGCCUAUGAUGAUGUUGAAAUGAGCAUUGAUAUUCUGCCUAAUCAUCUGAGAAUUGGCGCUCUUGAUGUAGAUACGACACCUCUCAUCGAAUCAUUAAAAGUUGAAAAUAAUCGUUGGAGGACUAAAUUUCUUCAAAAAUUUAAUAAAAUUUAUAAGAUUAAAGCUGACUUAAUUAAAAACUUUCUUGAAGACCAUAUUAAGAGGUUACAAAGACCAAUAAAAGAUUUGGAAGACGUUCGUAACGCUAUGUCAACUCUGGAAUCAGUUAAAGGGCAACAGUUAAAGAUAGACGCCGAUCUGACUCCUAUUGAAGAAUGUUAUUCAAUUCUUCAUAAGUAUGAGCUUACGCUUACAAAAGACGAAGCCGAUAUGAUCGACUCACUUAGAUUUAAGCUUAACAAGUUAAAUAGAGUGUCUUCAGACGUUACAGAUAAUCUAUUAAAGCUUCAACCAAAAUUUAGGAAAGAAUUGGAAUCUUCUAUUAAUCAGUUUAUUACUCAUUUGAAUAAGUUUGCUAUGGAUUACGAAGCAAAUGGCCCAAUGGAAGAGAGUAUUUCGGCCGAAGAGGCUAGUGAAAGAUUAAUCCUAUUUCAAAUUAGAUUUGAUAAUUUAUUCCGCUCAUAUGAAACGUAUCAUGCAGGAGAAAAAUUAUUCGGUUUACCUGAAAGAGAAUAUCCGUAUCUCAAACGGAUUAAAAAAGAAUUAAAUCUUUUGCAAAAGCUAUACUCUUUAUACAAGACGACUAUGGAUUCUAUAAAUGGAUUUUCUGAAAUUCCUUGGAGUGACGUUAAGAUAGAUAGAAUUAACGACCAGUUGAUUGACCUACAGAAUAAAUGCCGAAGAUUACCAAGAGGUCUAAAAGAAUGGCCAGCUUAUUACGACCUUAAAAAGAAAAUUGAUGAAUUUAAUGAAUGCUGCCCUCUAUUGGAGAUGAUGGCGUCAAAAUCUAUGAAAAAUAGGCAUUGGGAAAAAUUAUCUAUUCUGACUGGAACAAUAAUGAAAAUCGAAAAUGAAGAUUUUAGAUUAAAAGAUAUAAUGAGGGCUCCUUUACUCAUUCAUAGAGAAGAUAUUGAAGAUAUAUGCGUUUCUUCUCAUAAAGAGAAAGAAAUUGAGGCUAAAUUAUGUCAAAUAGAAUCUGAAUGGAAUGAAAAGUAUCUUCAAUUGACAACUUUUAAGAAUAGAGGAGAAAUCCUGUUAAAAGGUCAGGAAAUAUCCGAUGUUAUUACUUUAAUGGAUGAUUCUUUAAUGUUACUUGGCUCUUUAUUGGCUAAUAGAUAUAAUACAUUUUUUAAGAAAAAGAUUCAGGAUUGGACUGGAAAGUUGACUAAUUCAAGAGAAAUACUUGAAAAUUGGAUGACUGUUCAAAAUCUAUGGAUUUAUUUAGAAGCUGUUUUCGUUGGAGGAGAUAUAGCGAAACAAUUACCCAGAGAGGCGAAACGAUUUCAUCAAAUUGAUAGAUCAUGGGUAAAAAUUAUGACAAGAGCUAGAGAGGAUCCAAAUAUCAUAAAUGCAUGCGUAGGAGACGAAGCUCUUGGACAACUAUUACCUCAUUUAUUAGAACAAUUGGAAAUAUGUCAAAAAUCAUUAACUGGUUAUCUUGAAACUAAAAGAACCUUAUUUCCAAGAUUUUAUUUUGUAUCUGAUCCAACUUUAUUAGAAAUUCUUGGCCAAGCGUCAGAUCCUCAUACAAUUGAACUGCAUCUUCUCGAUAUAUUUGAAAAUACAGCUAAAAUAUCAUGGUCACCACAAGAAUAUGACAAAAUCAUGUGUGUCUUCUCAAGUGAGGGUGAUAAAUUAAACCUAAAUAGACCUAUUAAAGCUGCCGGUAACGUUGAAAAAUGGUUGAAUGAUUUAUUGGAAAUGAAUUGUCAAUCGUUACACCGAUUAAUCCAAAAAUGUUAUUAUUCAAUUUCAGAAGAUGACUUUUGCUUAGUUGAAUUUUUGAAUAAGUCAAUCGCUCAAAUUGGUAUUUUAGGAUUACAAAUUACUUGGACAAGAGAAUCGGAAUAUGCCCUACAAAAUUCUAAAUACGAUAAGAAGAUAAUGAAUAGAACAAGUAUAAAAUUCAAUGAAAUAUUGAACAUGUUAAUUCAAAAAACUACAGAAGAAUUGAGUGAAUAUGAGAGGACUAAAUACGAAACAUUAAUUACUAUACACGUUCACCAAAAGGAUAUUAUGGAUGAUCUUAUUAAAAAGAAUACGAAGACUGUUAGAGACUUUAAUUGGCAGAAACAAACUCGUUUCUAUUAUAAAGAAGAUGAUGAUGAAUGUCUUGUUCAGAUUACAAAUGUUACAUUCAGAUAUCAGAAUGAAUUUUUAGGUUGUAGAGAACGUCUUGUGAUUACGCCUUUAACAGAUAGGUGUUAUAUAACACUCGCUCAAGCUUUGGACUUAUCUUUAGGAGGUGCUCCUACAGGUCCUGCCGGAACUGGUAAAACAGAAACUGUUAAAGAUAUGGCUAAAACAUUGGGAAAAUAUUGCAUAGUUUUCAAUUGCAGUGAUCAAAUGGAUUAUAGGGGAUUAGGAAGGAUUUUUAAAGGACUAGCCCAGUCGGGUAGCUGGGGUUGUUUUGAUGAAUUCAAUCGAAUAGAAUUACCUGUAUUAUCAGUUGCGGCCCAGCAAAUUUCUUUAGUUCAUCAUGCUAAAAAAGAACAUAAGAAACAUUUCAUCUUUUCUGAUGGAACAACGGUCCCUAUGAAUGAUGUAUUCGGUAUAUUUAUAACAAUGAAUCCAGGUUACGCGGGCAGACAAGAGCUACCUGAAAAUUUAAAAUUACAAUUUCGAUGCGUUGCCAUGAUGAUUCCUGAUCAAAAGAUCAUCAUGAGAGUUAAAUUAGCUUCUUCUGGAUUUUUGGAUAACGUCCUCUUAGCUGAAAAAUUUAAUGUUUUAUAUAAAUUAUGCGAAGAGCAACUUUCGAAACAGGUUCAUUAUGACUUUGGUCUUAGGAAUAUCCUAUCUGUUUUAAGAACGAUAGGCUCAGUGAAAAGAAAUUUUGCAGAUGAAAAUGAAAGUAAACUUGUCAUGAGAGUUCUACGAGAUAUGAAUUUAUCAAAAUUAGUUGACGAAGAUGAACCAAUCUUUUUAUCAUUGAUUAGAGAUCUCUUCCCAGAUAUUUCAAUAGAUGUGGACGUUUAUCAAGAAUUACAAAAAGCCAUAACGGAUAACAUUGAUCGUUUCGGUCUCGUUAAUUCUAAUUGUUGGAAUUUGAAGAUUAUCCAGCUAUAUGAAAUUCAAAAAGUUCGGCACGGAUUGAUGGUUUUAGGUCCUACUGGAUCCGGAAAGACUACUUGUAUAAGGACAUUGAUGAAAUCUUUAACGGAUUGUGGAGAACUCCAUAGAGAAAUGAGAAUGAACCCAAAAGCGAUUACGUCAUCUCAAAUGUUUGGUAAACUAGAUGUGGCAACAAAUGAUUGGACGGACGGAAUAUUUUCAACUUUGUGGAGAAGGACUAAAAAGAAGAAGGGGGAACACUCGUGGAUAGUUUUAGACGGACCAGUUGACGCACUCUGGAUAGAGAAUCUUAAUUCAGUAUUGGACGAUAACAAAACUCUAACUCUUGCAAAUGGCGAUCGUAUUCCAAUGUCUUCUACAUCCAGAUUAGUGUUUGAAGUUCAUAGUAUUGACAAUGCUUCUCCCGCAACUGUUAGUCGUAUGGGUAUGGUUUUUAUCAGCAGUUUUACUCUGUCUUGGGAAUCAAUUAUUCAAAGUAGGCUACGUGAUAGACCACCAGGUCAAGCUGACAAACUCUUCAAAUUAUAUCAAACAAUAUUUGUGGAUAUUGAUGAAUAUUUUAGCAUUAAUUUAAAUCCAUUAACUCCCACUCUUCAAUGUAUGAGAAUUACGCAAUCAUUUGAUCUUACAAAGGGUUUUCUUCAGGAAUUUCCCGAUGUUAACGAUUACAAGUUGGAGAAAUUGUUUGUCAUGAGUCUUCUUUGGAGUUUCGGAGCUCUUUUAGAAAAAGAUGAUCGUACAAAAUUGGUUCAAUAUUUAAGAAAUCAUCCUUCAGGAUUUUGUAUUCCUUGUGGUGACCCAUUCGAAUGGAUGGUUUCAAAGUCUGGAAACUGGGAGCACUGGGAGACCAGGGUGCCUGAGUAUCAUUUUCCAACAGAUUAUAUGCCUAAUUUUUCAUCUAUUCUUGUUCCUAAUGUUGACAACACUAGAAUGGCCUAUAUAAUAGACACAAUAUGUAAGCAGGGUAAAGCUGUAUUACUCAUUGGAGAGCAGGGUACCGCAAAGACAGUUAUGGUAAAAAAGCAUUUAAAGACAUACAAUCCUGAUAAACAUCUAACAAAGAUUUACAAUUUCUCCUCCGAAACUAAACCAAUUACAUUUCAAAAAACAAUUGAAAGUUAUCUAGACAAGAGAGUUGGUUCUACCUAUGGUCCACCAAAUGGUAGAAAAAUGACAAUCUUUAUAGAUGAUAUAAAUAUGCCGGAAAUUAAUGAAUGGGGCGAUCAAGUUACUAACGAAAUAACAAGACAAUUGAUUGAAACAAACGGAUUUUAUAGUCUAAAUAAGCCAGGAGAUUUUAAUACGCUUGUAGAUUUGCAAUUUAUUGGCGCAAUGAUACAUCCAGGCGGAGGUCGAAAUGAUAUUCCUCAGAGAUUAAAAAGACACUUUUCUAUAUUUAAUUGUACUCUACCCGCCGAUAAAUCUAUUGAUAGGAUUUUUUCCACUAUUGGCCUCGGAUAUUUUUCCGAAAAGAGGUCUUUCCCUCAAAGAAUCAUUGAUCUCAUACCAAAGCUAGUUGAAGCAACUAGAUUAAUAUGGCAAAAUACUAAAUCAAAAAUGUUACCAACGCCAACCAAUUUCCAUUAUGUGUUUAACUUGAGAGAUUUAUCGAGAGUAUGGGAAGGAAUGCUUAAAGCUAAUUCCAAUGAAAUUACCGAGGAAUACAUGCUUCUUUCUCUUUGGAAAUGCGAAGUCAGCAGAGUUUUAUCGGAUCGUUUUGUAUCAGAAUCUCAUAUGAAAUGGUUUAAUACAUGUCUUACUAAGGUGGCCACAAACUUAUUAGGAGAUAGACUCUUGGAGCAAAUACCCAAUGAGCCAUAUUUCGUCAAUUUUAUGAGAGAUCCUCCAGAGUGUGAAGAUGACUUUGAUGAAUUUGAAGCGCAAUUUUCAAGACCAUACGAAUUAGUUAAUUCGUGGCAAGAAUUGACAGAAAGGAUAAAAAUGUUUAUGUCUAAUAUGAAUGAACAAAUAAGAGGAGCUAACAUGAAUUUAGUCCUAUUUAGGGAUGCUGUUAUCCACAUAAUAAAAAUAACUAGGAUAUUUGGUUUUGAAAAUGGAAACAUGUUGCUUGUUGGAGUUGGUGGCUCUGGAAAACAGUCGUUAACAAGAUUAGCCUCUUUUAUACAAGGAUUAAAAACAUUUAGAAUUACCCUGACAAGAGCUUAUAACAUAACUAACUUCAUAGAAGAUUUAAAAACUCUUCAUAAACUCUCAGGGAAAGAUGGUAAGGGGGUGGCAUUUAUAUUUACCGAUAACGAUAUUAAGGAGGAAUCGUUUCUUGAAUUGUUAAAUAAUUUACUUAGUUCUGGUGAAGUAUCAAAUUUGUUCCAGAAGGAUGAACUUGAAGAAAUUACCCAAGAUCUUAUACCUGUAAUGAAAAGAGAAUUUCCAAAAAAAUUGAUAACUUUCGAGAAUCUUUAUGAUUUCUUUAUAUCAAGAUGUAGAAAGAAUCUUCAUGUUAUUCUUUGUUUUAGUCCGGUCGGCGAAAAAUUUCGAUCCAGAUCACUGAAAUUUCCUGGUCUUAUUUCUGGCUGUACACUUAACUGGUUUCAGGAAUGGCCGAAGGAUGCUCUCAUAGCUGUUGGCUCUCAAAUUUUAUCCGAUUUAGAAGUUUUGGGAGAUGAUAAAUUGAAAGAUGGUCUUGUUGAUGUUAUCGGAACAAUACAUGAUAGAGUGUCCUCGUCUUGCUACGAAUACUUCAAAAGAUUUCGUCGAAGAACCUUUACAACUCCUAAAACUUACUUGACUUUCGUAAACAUGUAUAAACAAUAUUAUACAAAAAAAAUGUCAGAUGUUAAUGAUACCCAAAAAAGGAUCCUAACUGGUUUAGAAAAGUUGGCCGAAGCUUCUCAGAGCGUCGACAUGUUAAACAAAGAAUUGGCGGAAAAGGAGAUAUAUUUAAGAAAAGCAACAGAAAUGGCAGACGACGUUCUAACUCGUGUAACGAUAAACAAAAAAGAGGCGGAAAUUGCCAAAACUGAAGUAAUGAAAUUGAAGAUCAAAGCCGCGUCAAUUGUAGACGAAAUAAGUAUUGAGAAAGCUGCCGCUGAAAGUAAAUUAGAAGCGGCUAAACCAGCUUUAGAAGAAGCGGAGAAUGCCUUAAAAACAAUAAAAGCGCAAGAUAUACAAGUUGUUAAAAAAUUGGGUAAACCACCUCAUUUGAUUAUGAGAAUUAUGGAUUGUGUUUUAAUACUUUUAAGAAGGAAAUUGGAUAAAGUUACGUUUGAUCAAGAAAGAUCAUGCAUAAAACCAUCAUGGAACGAAUCAUUAAAAGCAAUGAGUCAGUCGUCGUUUUUAAAUGAUUUAAAGAAUUUUCCAAAGGAUACAAUUAAUGGGGAAAUGGUUGAACUACUUUUACCUUAUUUAGAAGCGGACGACUAUAAUAUUGAGGUGGCUAGACGAAUGUGCGGAGAUGUUGCUGGACUUUGUUCAUGGACUAGAGCAAUGAGAAAUUUCUAUGAAGUAAAUAAGGAAGUUAUACCGCUUAAGCUUAAUUUAGCUGUUCAAGAAGGAAGAUUUAUUACGGCAAAACGGGAAGAAGAUGCUGCUCAAGUAUUACUUGACAGUAAGGAAAAUGAAUUAGCUGAAGUGCAGAAGAUGUAUAAUGAAGCUGAAAUGGAAAAGCGUCGUUUAAUGGACGAUGCCAAAAUGUGUCAGGAAAAGAUAGACAUGUCAAAUGAGUUAAUAAACGCCCUUUCUGGAGAAAAACUUCGUUGGACUGAACAAAGUAGACAUUUUAACGCUCAAAAGCGAAAUAUAAUAGGCGAUUGCGUAAUAUGCAUUGCUUUCAUUAACUACUGCGGACCAUUCAAUCAAGAAUAUAGAAAUAUCUUACUUACGUCAUGGAGGGAGCAAUUACAAAAGGCUAAAAUACCAUUUACGAUUGACAUCGAUCUAAUUAGUACUUUGGCCGAUUUGGCAACGAUAGGCGAAUGGAAUUUACAAGGUCUACCGAAUGAUGAAUUAUCUCUUCAGGGACUUGAUCGAAGAUAUCCCCUCCUUAUUGAUCCACAAAUGCAAGGAAAAUUAUGGCUAAAAAAUAAAGGAGCUAUAAACGGUCUUCAAAUAACUCAUUUAUCACACAGGUAUUUUAGAAAUCAUCUUGAAGAUUGUUUAUCAAUGGGGAGACCUUUAUUGAUAGAGGAUGUAGGAGAAGAAUUAGAUCCUAUUCUUGAUAAUAUUCUAGAUAACAAUAUUAUAAGGAUAGGAAGAAACUUUAAAAUAUGCUUGGGAGAUAAGGAAGUUGAUUUCGAUCCAAAUUUUCGAUUAUACAUUACAACUAAAUUACCCAAUCCAGUGUUUAGUCCAGAAAUUUCUGCCUCAACCACAACAAUCGAUUUUACAGUUACAAUGACUGGAUUGGAAGAUCAACUCCUAGGUAGAGUUAUACAACAGGAGAGAGCCGAACUAGAAAAAGAGAAAAUUGCUCUUGUACAAGAAAUUUCAAAUAACAAUAGGAGAAUAAAGGAAUUAGAAUCUGAUUUAUUAGAAAAAUUAACUGAUAGUACUGGCUGUUUAAUUGAGAAUCGAGAGUUAAUAGAAGUUUUAAACGUAACUAAGAAAAUGGCGGGAGAAAUUGAACAAAAAUUAAAAGUUGCUGCAGAGACCACCAUUAAGAUAAACUCUGCAAGAAAUGAAUAUAAAUUAGUUGCAACUAGAGGUUCAAUACUUUACUUUCUUAUUUGCGAUAUGUCAAUGUUAAAUCCUAUGUAUCAAACAUCGUUGAGACAAUUUCUUAAAAUAUUUGAUAAUUCUUUAAUGAAGAGUGAAAGAUCAUUGGUCCAAGGGAAAAGAAUUAGGUCUAUAAUUAAUACAUUAACCCAACAAGUGUAUCAUUUUGUUGUAACUGGAUUAUAUGAGAAGCAUAGAUUUUUAUUUACUUUGCUUAUUACUUUAAAAAUUGAUUUGGGCAGAAAUUAUGUCAAAAGGAAUGAAUUUGAGAUCCUAAUUAAAGGAGGUGCUAAUUUGGAUAUCAAAUCUACUGAACCUAAAAUAGCUAAAUGGAUUAGUGAUCAUGCUUGGUUGAAUUUAGUAUCUUUGAGUAGUUUAAAUACUUUUAAUGAUAUAAUUAAACAUAUAAAGCUAAAUGAAAAAGCUUGGAAAUUAUGGUUUGAAAAAGAUGAACCGGAGGAAGAGGAAAUACCAAAAAGUUAUGGAAAAGCCUUAGAUUCUUUUCGCAGGUUGCUAUUGAUUAGGUCCUGGUGUCCUGAUAGGACCAUAUCUCAAGCUAGAAAAUAUGUUGCCGAUUCUCUUGGUGAUAUAUAUACUCAGCCGGUGUUACUCGAUUUGGAGAGAAUCUACCAGGAUAGCGAUCCAAAAUCUCCUAUGCUAUGCCUAUUGUCUAUGGGAUCAGAUCCUACUGCAUUAAUAGAAAUCUUAGCUAAAUCUAAGCAAACUGAAGUUAGAACUAUAUCUAUGGGCCAAGGUCAAGAGAUAUAUGCAAUUAAAUUUUUAAAACAAUUUAUGAUAGACGGUGGCUGGAUUUUAUUACAAAAUUGCCAUUUAAGCUUAAGUUUCAUGAUUGAAUUGGUAGACAGAUUGUUAGAAAAUGAGCACAUUCAUCCAUCUUUUAGAUUAUGGAUGACAAGUGAAGUACACGAAAAGUUUCCUAUUACACUUUUACAAAUUUCUACUAGAUUUACUAAUGAACCACCUGAGGGAAUUAGGGCUGGUCUGAAGAGAACGUAUGGAAGUAUUACUCAAGAAGUACUAGAUAUGUCGAAUAUGAUGCAAUGGAAGCCUCUUCUCUAUGCAAUUUCUUUCCUUCAUUCGGUUAUUCAAGAAAGACGGACGUUUGGCUAUCUGGGAUGGAAUAUUCCUUAUGAUUUCAACCAAUCAGACUGGAAUGCUUGUAUUCAAUUUAUUCAAAAUCAUUUGGAUGAUGCAUAUAAAAUUGGUAUUUCUUGGACAACAAUCCGCUAUAUGAUUAGUGAGGUUCAUUAUGGAGGAAGAGUGACCGAUGACUACGAUAAAAAUCUCCUUAAAACCCUAAUAAAAGUAUGGUUUUCUGAUGAUAUUUUCCAUGAUGAUUUUACAUUUUCUCAAGGCUAUAGCCUACCAUUUUGUACUACUUCAGCAGAGUAUUUAACAUUUAUUGACUCUCUUCCAAAAGUUGAUCAUCCUACAGCAUUUGGACUUCACUCAAAUGCUGAUAUAACAAAACAAUCCAAUUUUGCUAAAGAUGUCCUCGAUGGAAUUUUAUCAAUUCAACCAAAAGAAUCGGUUGGUGGGGAAGAUGUAGGAGAAACUAGAGAAACUGUUGUCUAUCGUUUAGCGGAAGAUAUCCUAACAAAAUUACCUAUAGAUUAUGAUUUUCAAGAUAUCAAACAGAAAUUAAAUAGAAUGGGAAACAUUCAACCAUUAAAUAUUUUCUUAAAACAAGAGAUUGAUAGACUUUAUAAAGUUAUCUCAACUAUGAGAAUAACAUUAACAAAUUUAAAACUAGCAAUUGAGGGAACGAUAAUCAUGUCUGAUCAAUUAAAAGAUGCUUUUAAUAGUAUUUACGAUGCUAAAAUUCCAUUACAAUGGAUUAGAAUAUCUUGGGAAUCUUCCACUCUCGGAUUUUGGUUUAGUGAACUCUUAGACAGGCAUGAACAUUUAACAUCCUGGCUUAAGUCGGGUAGACCUAACUCAUUUUGGUUGGCGGGUUUCUUCAAUCCACAAGGAUUUUUAACUGCUAUGAGACAAGAAGUUACUAGAAGUCAUAAAGGAUGGUCGCUAGAUUCUGUUGUCCUAUCAAAUGAUGUAACAAAACUCCUAAAGGAAGACGUUAUUCAAGGUCCUUUGGAGGGCGUUUAUAUAUACGGCUUGUAUUUAGAAGGUGCCGGGUGGGAUCGAAAGAAUUCAAGAUUAACUGAAGCUGUCAAUAAAAUUCUAUUCUCUCCUCUGCCAAUCAUACACGUCUACGCUAUCCAGAAAGAUAAAUUCCAUUGUUCGACAGCAUAUUCCUGCCCUGUUUAUAAGAGAUCCAUCAGAAAUAGUGAGAAUUAUGUGGCUAACAUGAAUUUGAGAACUACUCAAUCGUGUGAUCAUUGGAUAAUGAGAGGUGUUGCCAUACUGUGCGACAUUAAAUAG